AAUACCCUAAAAUAUAUACCUACCCAGUUGCCAGUUGGGAUGAUGAUUGUGCCUAGCUAUUCGAGUGCAAAUUUCCUCAUAAUCUCAACGCAUUAUAAAGACCCCAACGAGGAAGUCUCAAUCCAGAAAGAGAGCAGAGAGCAGAGAGCAGAGAGCAGAGAGAAGAAGAAGAAGAAGAAAUUGAGGAGAAUGGGUGGUGCAGGAGGAGUAGCAGUGGUGGUGGUGAUAUUAAUCCUGUCGGAGUGGACAAGAGGAGGCAAUGCCGCACAACAUGUGGUGGGUGGGAGUCAAGGAUGGGAUGUCUCUGCUGAUCUAACCACUUGGGCAUCUUCCCAUACUUUCAAAGUAGGAGACCAACUGGAGUUCAAGUACACAGUGGGGUUGCACAGUGUAGUGGAACUGGGGAGCGAGAGUGAAUACAAGAAUUGCAACAUAGGGAAUGCUGUGACCACCAUGAAUGGAGGGAAAGAUAUGGUGAAGUUAAGUAAGGUUGGGACAAGGUACUUCGUUUGUGGCACUCCAGGUCACUGUGCUCAGGGCAUGAAGCUCAAGGUCAACACCCUUGCUGCUUCUGUUGCUUCUGCCAACACUACUGAUUCCUCUUCUUCAUCUUCUUCUUCUUCUACCCUAAAAUCUUAUUAUGUUUACUUGGUUCUCACAAUGCUAUUGGUGGUAUCCAUCACCAUUAAUUUCUCUUCUUACAGUAAAUAGUUAGUUAAGAUGUGUGAUUUUUUCGAUGAAACCGGAUUGUAUAUCUCAUGGUCUUCUGUGUUCAGAUAUGAGAGAGA
Telopea speciosissima is the source of this 788-nucleotide messenger RNA. RefSeq names its product blue copper protein. The coding region runs from base 40 to 711 and encodes 223 amino acids. The record is from RefSeq and is a predicted model, not a curated record. Lineage: Eukaryota; Viridiplantae; Streptophyta; Magnoliopsida; Proteales; Proteaceae. The transcript has 2 exons. Gene Ontology annotation, cellular component: plasma membrane. Gene Ontology annotation, molecular function: electron transfer activity.